CUGAAGUAGUAGCCAUAUAAAACCAUUUUCAAUACUCUCUUUUCACUUUCCACAGCGAUACACGACAUACUUGAGACACAUGAAUUCAGUCAGUCAAUCGCCCCUUCUACCUCAUCCCAGAUGUCGACGCCCGAAGCUCCCUCAAGUUUCCUUCACCAAGAAACCUUUAACAUCGUAGUCCAAACGACAACCAAUGACGACCUUGAACAAUCGCAUUCCACGAAGGACAAGUGUACAGAAUCCAGCGGUGAAUGUCCUCCACCAUCAGAUAUAGUCAGGGACACUACUAUCAACCUCCAUGAGUCCUCCGCGGGACCUUCAGUUAUGGUGUUUCAACCGCCACAAUCCUUUCAGGCAGACAACCUUCAAGAACCUCAAGAACUCUUUCAAGACGUCCUGGAUUCACAACCACCGCAGGAUUUACUCUUGAGUGAUCUUGAACCUCGGACUCAAGAACUUCUGCUUCACGACAUGCAACCCUCACACGGCCACACCUUCCCAACGCAGCCUCAGGACCAGGCGCAAGGUUUCAUGAGCACUGGCCGAGAGAAGGACGACCUUGGGAAUACCCUCAGCUUCCCAAUCGUCGAAAGUUUCUUUGCGCCACUCUCACAGGACCUGGUGGCCAUUGGAGAGAGUCCUGCAGAGUGUGACGCCACUGUCCCAAGUCACCUUUCAGCCUCGUUGGAAUAUUCAGACGUGAGCUAUGAGGAGGCUGAAGCUCCAACUGUGGUGACGUCAACCGCUCCCAAAGUAACACAGAGGUUCAGGGAGAAGAGGAAAAGUAAGAGCGUCUACAAGCACGUACCCCACCGAGAAAAGCCUCAGCAUUUGGUGGCUCGACGCAAUGCGAGGGAGAGGCGGCGAGUCCAGUCCGUCAAUGUGGCGUUCUCCAGACUGCGCCGAGUCGUCCCGGGAACCAGCGGGCGUAGCAAGAGGGUAAGUAAGGUCAAGACGCUACAAGGAGCCAUGGACUACAUCUCCCACCUACAGGCCCUGCUGCAAGAGCCUCCUGAUCUCUGCGACAACAACUUCCCCGCCAUGUGCACGCCAGUUCCCUACAGCGUCUAUGCUCCAUCCGUCAGAAUCCAAAUGUUUCGAGACGCUGCUAGUUCCUUGCGUGACGCCACCAAUGUCUGUGAGAGCAAAGAGGAGAUGACCACAAUCCACCGACAGUCACAGGUCUCCGCUAAUUCUUACGGGGACACGAGCUGAAGUUGAA
Molecule: messenger RNA, 1222 nt
Organism: Portunus trituberculatus (swimming crab)
Lineage: Eukaryota; Metazoa; Arthropoda; Malacostraca; Decapoda; Portunidae
Exons: 3
Coding region: 121-1215 (364 amino acids)
Biological process (GO): regulation of transcription by RNA polymerase II; developmental process
Molecular function (GO): DNA-binding transcription factor activity, RNA polymerase II-specific; protein dimerization activity; RNA polymerase II transcription regulatory region sequence-specific DNA binding
Source: RefSeq, a predicted model, not a curated record